This is a messenger RNA of Gasterosteus aculeatus aculeatus (three-spined stickleback), 4790 nucleotides long. It is a transcript of the gene mlh3, whose product is annotated as mutL homolog 3 (E. coli). Gene Ontology annotation, cellular component: mismatch repair complex. Lineage: Eukaryota; Metazoa; Chordata; Actinopteri; Perciformes; Gasterosteidae. The record is from RefSeq and is a predicted model, not a curated record. Gene Ontology annotation, molecular function: ATP-dependent DNA damage sensor activity; mismatched DNA binding; protein binding. Gene Ontology annotation, biological process: mismatch repair.
AAAUGAGCCAGAGUCCGGCAGACAUCCCGGUGAGCAAACGGGCGAUGGUAUGACCUUGAAAUCUGUCACAGCCUAAUUCCUUGGCCUCCUCAAAGACAAACUGAAGGACUCCGAGGGGAGCCUGACAAAUGACUAAAUACCCAGUUAAAAGGCUGCUGGCCUUCUUUGGAAAUGAGUGACUCUGAUGGACUGAGGAUCGAGUAAACCUUACAUACGGUUAUUUUUUUAAUUUAGGAGAAAUGGACCACGAAUUACAUCUGGAGGGAAAUGUUACUUUUUUUCCAUAGAUUAUGUGAAUUCAUGUCAGACGAUAAAUAACCGUAGUCCAUUAUUAACAAUUACAUCAACAUCAUUUUGUUUUUUAUCUCCCUCCGCCUUUUGGAGUCUGAUAUUAUUUUCGUGAAAUUCAAUAAUUAUUAAAAGUAAAACAAAUACAUCACUGAGACAUUAAACGCAUGAGAAUGCACACUCCGUCCACUAGGUGGCGGUAAACUUAAAGCUGGGUUAAAUCUGCCAACCAAUAAAAUGGAAGGAGGACGGCCGCGCUGUAGCUCCUCCCACCACGAGAUGGCGCUGUUAGACCUGACUGUUGGCCGCCUUCCGUCGACUCUUGUCGUCACACGUUGACUGUAAACAGCAGCCGAGGUUGAGUUUUAACAUGGAUUUCAAUAAUUUCCUUUUUUAUAAUUACAGGCGGUGUAUCCGGAGUUCCUUUUUAAUGUAUCGCCAUCAAACAAUUGUUGUAACUGAAGGGGAAACAGUUGGGCUAACUUCACCGACCGUUAGCUAACUAGCAACUACUCUUUUUUAAGGCCGACUCGUUUAUCCAGCGUUGCUGUUUAAGUCGCUCGGGACAAGCGAAGCGUUUGACCACCAUGAUUAAAUGUCUGCCCGAAGACGUGCGGGGGAAACUUCGCUCCGGCGUCGCUAUUCCCUCGCUCCAACAGUGCAUAGAGGAGCUCAUCCUCAACAGCGUGGAUGCCGAGGCCACCUGCGUGGGGGUCCGGAUGGACAUGGACGCGUUUAAAGUCCAGGUCGUCGACAACGGUGCCGGGAUGAACGCCGAGGACAUGGAGCGCGUGGGAAACCGAUACCACACGAGCAAAUGCAGCACCGCCGAAGACCUGGACAACCUCCGGUGGUAUGGUUUCAGGGGGGAAGCCCUGGCGAGUGUGGUCUCGCUGGCCACGCUGGUUGAGAUCUCAACCCGGACCAGGUUGUCGGUGAAAACCCACGUCAAAAUCUUCAAGGACGGCCAGGGCAUGGGCGUGUUUGAAGCGGAGGCUGCCAGGCCGUCUUCCGGGACCACCGUGGUCGUUUGCGACUUCCUCCACAACAUGCCGGUCCGGAGGAAGAGGAUGGACGCCGUCCUGGAGGGCGAGAGGAUCAGACACCGGGUGGAGGCAGUUUCCCUGAUGCAUCCCUCCGUGUCCUUCACCUUGAAGAAUGACCGCACAGGAGCCGUGAUGGUGCAGCUUCCCAAAGCCACGAGCACCUACCACCGGUUCGCUCAGAUACACGGCCUCGGGCGAGCGCAGAAACUCGGAGAAAUCCGGUGCACGCGCGGGCAGUUUGGAGUGACGGGUCACGUCGGCAGAGAAGGCCACUACAGCAACAGCCUGCAGUUCCUGUAUGUCAACGCCCGACUGCUCCAGAAAACGCGGAUACACAAGCUCCUGAACUUCCUCCUCCGCAGACUGAGCAGCUCCAAUCCGAAAAGUGACAGCCCGCACGGGCCGUCCGUUACCAGGAGUCCGAAGCACAAGCGUAGCCAAGAACUGCACGCCGUGUACGUCGUCAACAUCGAAUGCCCUUACUCCGAGUACGACAUAUGUCUCGAGCCUGCAAAAACGCUGAUAGAGUUCAAAGAUUGGGACGGGAUCCUGCUAUGCAUGGAGGAGGCCGUCAAAGCUUUCCUGAGCAGGGAGAACCUGGUGGCUGUGCUUCGUCAGGAUGACUUGGACUGCGAAGCUCCCACUAUGUUAUGCACUCGCGCAGCAGACCACGGGGCACACUACACGGGCAAUGGUGGGACAGGCGCUUGCAGAGCUUCCUCUCUAGAUUGUGCUUUUGGCAUAAAGCUGGCAUCUGGUGCGGUUUAUCGAAAGCGCAAAGAUGGCCGCGUAGGUGAGGAUGGUGUUGGCGAGGAGUGUGGUCAGACACGGGGCCGGGAAGAGACUAAAGACCCGGAGAGGCAAAAGGGAACUGAAAAAGAGGGGGGGGAGACGCAUAAGGAAGAGAGCUUAAACAAAGCAAAUAGAUCUGAGGCGCUGUAUGAUCAUGUUAGACUCAAACCUCCAUCUGAUGGUACAAUUACAGUGGAAGAGGAGAGAAGCUUUAUUGAAGCUGGGGAAGACCCUCCGGUGUUACCUGUGUCGAAUUCAGUCGGACAACCAGAGAGUGAAAAACUGGAACCCUCAAAGGAAAAAGAGCUCUUGUUGAGCACUAAUACAUCAAGCAUCAGUGUGAUUCCACUAGAAAGCAUCCAUCAACAAACUCAACCUCAUUCAAGCAAAGUUGAGCAAAUAGUACCUGACUGCCAGAGUGCAGGAGGGCAUGAACAUACUUUAAUCAGUAACAGAAGGAUCAGCCUGUCUCAUCCAUUCAUUCAUGAAAAUCUGCUGACUCGGGACGUGGCCCAGAUCAACAUAUCUGUAUUGCAGCAGCAGGAUUCCGCAGCGAAAACUGAAGAGAGACCCUUUGCAUCAAAGCGCAAAAUCUCCCUGUACGGCGGAACCUGCCGGAAACCAUCGGAAGAAGUUAUCCCCAAAAAGAUUCUCAGGGUGUCCUCUUGUCAAAGGUUGUCUCUGUGUAAGGAGCCUGGAUCCCUUGAGAAGUUUAGAAGAAUUUGUGGUCCAGCUGGUGAGCUGAAAUUUCCCCCUCAAGAGAAGGAGACCAGACUUCCUCAAAUUCAGCGUUCACACAAUUGGCCUGUUUGCCAGAAGGACCAGCGCGAUGGCGGCGUUGACGCAACGGAAAACGAAGAGAUGCGGAGUGGCCGGCGACGCCCGCCGACCUCCUUGGCCCCAGCUAACUUAAAACCCGUCUCGGGGCAGAGCAGAGCGAAAUUGUCUUUGGCGGCUAAACUUUUCUAUUUGACACAACACAAGACGGAGAAGUCAAACGUUUCAACCCACCCGCCGCGGGCCACCUCACAGGACGGUACCCGUUGCCGUGGCGACGGCGUCGACAACGAGGAGCAGUGCGACGCGGCAGCGAAUCCCGAGCCGGUCCUCGGUCGCUGUGAAGACCCUCUACUGGCCGAGGAGGAGGAGGAGGACACGGCGUCGGGCGACUGGCUUCAGCACUACGAUGCAUCUGUUGGAAAGACCGUUUACAUCAACAAAACGACCGGGCUCAGCCGAUACGAAGGCCCGGCCGGCGAGGAAACCCGGGCGUGCUGUACAUCGGAUGUCACCAACAUGGCCGUCAGUGUCGUCUCUGAAAUGGGGCUGGAAUACAGAUGUUACCCAUUUCAGGUGAAGCUAGUGUUGCCCUUCCUCCCUAAAUCCAGGACAGAGAGAGUGGUUAGUUCAGGGCUUGAUGACAGAGGUGCCCCACACACAGAUCAGAUUCUAGAUGACGUCGAGAGGACCAACUCGCUGAAGUCUAUGUACUCCAAAUGGAAUAAUCCUGUUUUUGUCUGCCCUUCUAAGGUUGGCGUGGACAUCUCAAGUGGGCGAGCCGACGGACUCGCUGUCAAGAUCCACAACAUCCUGUUUCCGUACCGUUUCUCUAAGGCUAUGAUUCAUUCAAUGAAGGUUAUUCAUCAGGUGGAUAAGAAGUUUCUUGCAUGUCUCAUUGACACGAGGGAUGAGGAGUCUGCAGCACUCGCUGAAUCUGAAGGAAACCUUCUGGUGCUGGUAGACCAACACGCUGCACACGAAAGGGUUCGACUUGAAAAUCUACUCGCAGAUUCUUAUGAGGAUGACCCAGAGGCGCCCGGGGAGAGACGUCUGUGUUCAUCAACCAUUUUGCCUCCUCUGGAGAUCAGCGUAACGGAGGAAGAGCAAAGGCUGCUGAGGUCUUGUGAAGCACAUUUGCGUAGCUUGGGCCUGGAAGUGAAGUUCUCAUCGGCAGCGAAACCACAGGCUCUUGUGGGAAAGGUGCCGCUGUGCUUCAUGGAAAAGGAAAGUAAUGAGGUCCGGCGGGGCCGACCAUCCGUUAUCAAGACUAUUGUUAAGGAAUAUCUUCAAGAGCAGAUUGAGUUGCUCCGCUCAACUGGUAGAGUGAGAGGAUCUCUGCCUCUCACUGUGCUGAAGGUGCUGGCCUCGCUAGCAUGCCAUGGUGCCAUCAAAUUCAAUGACUCCCUGAGUAGAGACGAAUGCUGCAGCUUGGUGGCUUCCUUGUCCUCCUGUCAGUUGCCCUUCCAGUGUGCCCACGGCCGACCAUCCAUUGCUCCCUUAGUAGACACCCUCCAUUUGGACAAUGAAGAGAAGGAAAUACAGAAACCCAACCUCCAAAAGCUGAGAAGAAUGUAUAGAUCAUGGGAACUAUAUGGAAAUAGAUAGGUCAGCAAAGUCAUCCGCAGUGGACCGUGAGAGGUGCUUUAGCUCCGCCUCACAGGGGGUCAGUCUGUCCAAUUUUUCAAUCUGACAAAGGUUGCAAGAUUUUAUUUUUGCCGCUCCAUCCUUCCGUAGUUUGGAUUAAUACGAAUGGUACUGGUGAUAUGUAAUUGCAUUGACACGACCCCUCACCUCUGUUGUUUUUGGCUCCCACAUCAUGCUUCAGGCUCAGCGUGACCAUUCGGUUAAGAACCACAUUCUGAUUAAAUGGCACUCUGUUCAUAA